Molecule: messenger RNA, 915 nt
Organism: Sungouiella intermedia
Lineage: Eukaryota; Fungi; Ascomycota; Pichiomycetes; Serinales; Metschnikowiaceae
Source: the annotation of a GenBank genome assembly
AUGGAUUUAGUUAACCACCUCCCGGACCGUCUAUUGUUUGCCGUUCCCAAGAAGGGUCGGUUGUAUGAAAAAUGCACCCGUUUGCUUGCUGGGGCAGACAUCCAGUUCGGACGUUCUAGCCGAUUGGAUAUUGCCCUCUCCACAAACAUGAGUGUUGCUCUUAUCUUCUUACCUGCUUCAGACAUUCCUACUUUCGUCGGUGAAGGUAAGUGUGACUUGGGUAUCACUGGUUUGGACCAGGUGAAAGAGGCCGACAUGUUCGAAUACGUUGAAGAUUUGUUGGACUUGCAAUUUGGCAAGUGCAAGUUGCAAGUUCAGGUACCAGCCAACGGUGACAUUGAGAAGCCCGAGCAGUUGAUCGGAAAGAAAAUUGUUUCAUCCUUCACCAAAUUGACCUCGGACUAUUUCAGAUCGUUGGAAGUUGCCGAGGCCAAGACUGAAGGCAGCACUAAGAUCAAGUACGUGGGAGGUUCUGUGGAGGCAUCGUGUGCCUUGGGUGUCGGAGAUGCUAUUGUUGACUUGGUGGAGAGUGGUGAGACCAUGAAGGCUGCUGGAUUGAAGGCCAUUUCCACCGUUUUGACCACUUCCGCUCACUUGAUUUCGUCCAAGAACCCACGUUUCCCUGAGUUGGUCAAGACCAUCCACCAGAGAUUCGAAGGUAUCAUGGCUGCACAGAAAUACGUUUUGUGUAACUACAACGCACCACGCAGAAUUGUCAGCGAAGUGUUGAAGAUAACUCCAGGCAGAAGAGCUGCCACCGUUUCUGCAUUGGAGCAGGCUGAGGAGGACUCUGAGCCCUGGGUGGCUAUUUCAUCCAUGGUUGAGAAAGCAAAGAUCAGUAAUGCUAUGGACGAUUUGAAGAGGGCUGGAGCUUCUGACAUUUUGGUGUUUGAGAUCAACAACUGUAGAGUUUAG